Fonsecaea pedrosoi CBS 271.37 is the source of this 1779-nucleotide messenger RNA. RefSeq lists its product as uncharacterized. The coding region runs from base 1 to 1779 and encodes 592 amino acids. Gene Ontology annotation, biological process: DNA-templated transcription. The transcript is spliced from 5 exons. The record is from RefSeq and is a predicted model, not a curated record. Gene Ontology annotation, molecular function: DNA binding; zinc ion binding. Lineage: Eukaryota; Fungi; Ascomycota; Eurotiomycetes; Chaetothyriales; Herpotrichiellaceae.
AUGUGCUCAGACAGAGGCCUGGAGUGCGUAUAUCAAGACGCCGCGUCUCCGAGAAUUGACAGACAUGAACCGAUUGAUGCUCACCUGGGUCGAUUGAAUGCAAUCGAGGAUGUUCUACGGCAACACUCAAUGAUUAUCAACUCCUUACGCCCAAACCCGCCACAGACAUUCGACACAUCCUCCACACCGACGUAUGCCUAUGAGGACAUAUCCUGCGUAAAUACGACUCGAACUCAGCAGGAUGAUGUGAGGCGUGAUCGCUCUACAAGCAUAGUGAAUGAUGCGCCGGGCGACUUCGCCAGACAAUCGGACGAGCAAGUGCCUCCACUGACGAUUCCCCUCGGUCAUCAGACUAGCACAAGCAGUCUCCUUACACUCUCUUCGAUGCGCUCUCUGGUGGGUGACUUCCCAGAGGAGUUUCUAUUCCUGGUAGAGGAGAAUCGUCCACAGCCUCCGUGGUUACAACGCGUCGAAUCAGCGUCCGAUGAGGUAGGACAAGACACUCUCCAGCUUGAGAACUCAUUCGCAAACACCUGUUUUGAGCGAUUCUGGACACUAGUGCAUCCGUACCGGCCCUUGUUUGACCUGGAAGACCUUCAAUCACAAUACGAGAGAACCUUGAGCGAAGGGAUCCAGGAGGACCCACGCUCUGCCCUCGUUCUGUCUCUCCUUGCAUUGGGAGCAACUGCCUUGGACCCUAUCGAAGCCGCCGCAACCAAACACAGCGGUGAUGCGAUGGUCAGACGAGCUCUUCGCAUACUAGUUCCGACAUGGGCCACGACGUUUAGCGGAGAUCUCGUUCUGUCUCAGGCACUCAUUCUUUGCGCGCUUUACUUCUGCUAUGUGGUCGACCCAUUGAUGGCCUGGAGGCUUACACAUAUGGCAUCCACAAGUGUGCAGCAAAUUUUGACCAUGACACCCUCUAGGCGCAGAGAACAUUUGUCCAAAAACACCAAUGAAGGUGUCAUCAGAGUCAGUUGGGCGUGCUUCUUAAUCGAAUGCGAUAUCCUUGCCGAAUUCCAUCAACCCAGAAGUGGUAUCGAACCGCUGGUUGAUAGGAUGCCCUUUCCUGCAUACAGCAACGUCACAGCAUUAGAAAGCUUGUACUCAUUGGCCGACAUAUCGGCCAGGUCCUUGCUCAAUCGAAUUCACCAUACUAUGUACUUCACGGACAGUCUCUCCCUAUAUGCAGGUCGGUCACAAAACUCAGGCGGGAUCCUCUCGUCCGAUCCCGAUGCUUCACUGUUAAGAGUUUGCGAAGAACUCGAUCGCCAACUUGAAACAUGGUACGAAUCGCUACCAGAGGCCAUCAAACCAGAUCUUUGGGGCAGACCCAGGGGCAGUGACCAAGCUUGUGUUCUGCGCCUGAGAUAUUGGUCCGCCAAACACAACAUCUAUCGACCUUUUGUGGUCUAUGCGGCGUCACGGGCUACAGAACAUGAGGGCAGCAUACCGGUGGCGGCUCUUGAGCGUUGCCGGCUAUGCCUCUCUGCGAGUCGGAUAUUCUUGCUAACUGCUGGCCAUGUUCUGUCGAGCAGAAGUCCAUACACUUUUAGCACAGCACAGUGCUGUGUAGGCUACGCACUGAUUAUCGCGCUCGCUGCGCAAACCACUGCUCUGGCUGACUCAGUAGAAGAUGUUUCAGAGCUAUUGGAGACAGCAGUUGGACUUGUGAAACCAUGGGCACUCCCUGGAUCGAGCAUUGAAUGUGGCCUUGAAAUUGUGAGUUCUAUACACAGAAAGCAGCGACUACGUAACCUUAACCUUCGGGCGCGUUAA